Molecule: messenger RNA, 537 nt
Organism: Nannizzia gypsea CBS 118893
Lineage: Eukaryota; Fungi; Ascomycota; Eurotiomycetes; Onygenales; Arthrodermataceae
Exons: 2
Coding region: 1-537 (178 amino acids)
Source: RefSeq, a predicted model, not a curated record
AUGAGGUCGCCUAUAUACCGCACGACUUUCUCGUCAUUUGGGAGUAGAUACUCGUCAGCAGGCACUGCAAUGCAGUGUACUCGGGCAGACCGGCUAGCGGGUAUUAGAAGAUAUGGCGCUGCGAAACUCUGCCAGGUUAUGAUGUUGCGCCUAGAAAAAGACUCCAAACUGUCUAGCAUAUCCGUUCUAGCUGUCGACCCAGCCGCCAUGCCAACCGAACUUAGCCACCGAGACGGCUGGGUCAGGGGGGUAUUUUUGGCCCAAGUCGUUCUUAGAAUCGUCGCGGCCAUCAUAAUCCUAUUUCGACCUAAUGACCCGUUCAGAACGACGUGGAAAUCUGUCGGGGACGUAUUAUACGCUGUGUUUGAAACAGAAACACUGGGUAGCCAUCCGAGUGGAAUUUAUAUGAAUGGGUCUAAGAGAGCAAAGGCUGGGGCUGAAUCAGAAGACUUGAGAAUGAGAGAGCAGCUAUGGUGUGACAGCCUAGGGUAUGUGCGAGCAACUGAGGGAGACACGGUGCUUACAGAAUGGCGAUAA